UGGACGUCUGACUUGUUGCUCCUUUCAUGUGAUGGAGGUCUGACUUGUUGCUCCUUUCAUGUGAUGGAGGUCUGACUUGUUGCUCCUUUCAUGUGAUGGAGGUCUGACUUGUUGCUCCUUUCAUGUGAUGGACGUCUGACUUUCAUGUUGCGUGAAGACAUCGAAGACAAUACAAAACAUUUUGGAUUCUUCAUCUUUGUUCAGUGCGCGCCAAACAAAAAAGCGAACUGGGAAGAAGAAGAAGAAGAAGAAGAAGAAGAAGAAGAAGAAGAAGAAUUAGAAGAAGAAGAAGAGGAGGAUGAGCGGCGCGCGCCCCACCUUCAUCUCGUGCACGGCGCGGCAUCCUCACAACUGCACGCCAGAGCACGCGCACGUGCGGACCUCCGUCGGUUCGGUGUCGGACGUGUACCGGCCCGUCUCACACACCUCCACUUCCACUUCCACGGCAGCGAUGGCGCCCAAACCCCCUCAGCCCUUCCCCACGGUGGACGUCCCUGACCACGCCCACUACACCAUCGGCUCCGUCAUCCUCGUCAUCGGCAUCACAGGCAUGCUGGGAAACUUCCUGGUCAUCUACGCCUUCAGCAAGAGCCGCAGCCUGCGAACACCCGCCAACAUGUUCAUCAUCAACUUGGCUGUCACUGACCUGCUGAUGUGUGUCACUCAGUCACCCAUCUUCUUCAUCAGCAGCAUGCACAAGAAGUGGAUCUUUGGGGAGAAAGCGUGCGAGCUGUACGCCUUCUGCGGCGCUCUGUUUGGCAUCUGCUCCAUGAUCACUCUGUCGGUGAUCGCCGUGGACCGCUACUUCGUCAUCACGCGACCUCUGACCUCCAUCGGCGUGUUGUCGCGCAAGCGGGCGCUGAUCAUCCUGGCGGCGGCGUGGACGUACUCGCUGGGGUGGAGCCUGCCGCCCUUCUUUGGCUGGAGUGCGUACGUGCCCGAGGGUCUGCUGACGUCGUGCAGCUGGGACUACAUGACCUUCACAGCGUCUGUGCGAGCGUACACCAUGCUGCUCUUCGUCUUCGUCUUCUUCCUGCCGCUCCUCGUCAUCAUCUACUGCUACGUCUUCAUCUUCAGAGCCAUCCGCUCUACCAACCGGGCGGUGGGCAAGAUGAACGGCAGCGUGCGGCAUCACGUGUCGGCACGGGACUCGGCGAAGACGUUCCAGCGGCUGCAGAACGAGUGGAAGAUGGCCAAGAUUGCGCUGAUCGUCAUCCUGCUCUACGUGGUCUCGUGGUCGCCGUACUCCGCCGUCGCCCUCACCGCCUUCGCCGGGUACGCCGACAUGCUGACGCCCUACAUGAACUCGGUGCCCGCCGUCAUCGCCAAGGCCUCCGCCAUCCACAACCCCAUCAUUUACGCCAUCACGCAUCCCAAGUACAGGGUGGCGUUGGCGAAGUACAUCCCGUGUCUCGGCGUCCUGCUGUGCGUGCGUCCUCACGACAUGCGCUCUGCCAGCAGCAGCUUCAUGUCCACACGGCGCUCCACCGUCACCAGCCAGUCGUCCGACAUCAGCGCCCAGUUCCGCCGCCGCAGCAAGAGUCGCCUCUCGUCCGUCUCCGACAGCGAAUCGGGGCUGACGGACACCGAGGCCGACCUGCCUAGUCUGGGCUCCCGACCCGCCAGCCGCCAAGUGUCCUGUGACAUCAGCAGGGACACGGAAGACUUUACAGAAUUCAAACCUUCUUCCAGCUUCAAGAGCAAGAUGAAAAGUCACGACUCGGGAAUCUUCGACAAGACGUCCUUCGACACGGACAUCUCCACCAUCGGAGUCGGCCCCAUUCCUAACAACACUGACUCGGCACAAGGUCAUGCGACCAGAAGCGCGCUGGGUCGCAUCCCGAGCAUCGUCAUCACCGCCGAGUCCAGCCCCUUCCUUCCCAUUGGCCGAAGCAGCUCACGCUCCUUCCGCGCCAAGGCCACCUACAGCAGCGCGGGGGCGGGGUCGGGCUAGAGACACGCCUCUUUCCUAUUUGCAUGUGACGAGCCCACGUCCAAUCAGAAUCAUCUGAAACACAAACAGUGUGUCUCAAAAGCAAUACUUGUAUCAGUACACUUCAGUGAGUAUGCUGUGUACACUGUGUACUUAGUUCCUGGAGUCCCCUUCAUGUAUCUAGCAGCUUUAAAACUAUAAAAGGAUAUUGCUGCAUCGACAAUAUGCCUAAUAUUUUUUAUUUCUGACGGACCAAAUAUGUCGACACACACAUGUCUGUCCAUAUUGGUACAUAUUUUUUCAGAUGUAUGAAAUGAAGAUGCAAAAUGGCACCGGAAGAACAGUUUUAGUCUUGAUGAAUCACACCGCAUGUGCUGAAUAAUUAGGGACCGAAUGUCCCUGUGGGACCGAUGACCCUAUUGUAAUUGUAGCGUUUUUAGGGACCGAAUGUCCCUUUGGUACAGAGGACCCUAUUGUAAUUGUAGCGUUUUAUUUUUUCUUUAUUAUUAUACCGCCGCCUCUUUGAGCUGUAAUUUGACCCCUUUAACAUGCUUCAAAACUCACCAAAUUGGACACACACAUCAGGACUGGCGAAAAUUGCCAUUUAAUCAAAAAACCAAACCCCAAAACUCUAAAUUGCGCUCUAGCGCCCCCUAGGAAGAAAACACAGACAAAACUGCCUGUAACUCCCAGUAGGAAUGUCAUAGAGACAUGAAACAAAAACCUCUAUGUAGACCUAAAUUUCAUACAAUGACAUCCCCCAGCAAAAAUCAACAGGAAGUUUGCAAUUCCCCCUUCAAAACAAAAGUUUAGUAAAAACAGUCUCCUUUGCCUCUUUGAGCUGUAAUUUGACCCCCUUAACAUGCUUCAAAAUUCACCAAACUGGCGAAAAUUGCGAUGUAAUAAAAAAAACAAACCCCAAAACUCAAAAUUGUGAUCUAGCGCCCCCUAGGAAUGAAACACAGACAAAACUGCUCCUAGGAAGAAAACUCAGACAAAACUGCUUGUAACUUCCAGUAGGAAUGUCGUAGAGACAUGAAACAAAAACCUCUAUGUAGGUCUCA
Molecule: messenger RNA, 2997 nt
Organism: Entelurus aequoreus (snake pipefish)
Lineage: Eukaryota; Metazoa; Chordata; Actinopteri; Syngnathiformes; Syngnathidae
Product: melanopsin-A-like
Exons: 12
Coding region: 299-1954 (551 amino acids)
Biological process (GO): visual perception; G protein-coupled receptor signaling pathway
Cellular component (GO): membrane
Molecular function (GO): G protein-coupled receptor activity
Source: RefSeq, a predicted model, not a curated record